AGCGGUCAUCUCAUCUGUCCUCUACAUCCUAGAUACCCAUUGCCUUUUAAAUCAGUGAUAAUGAAAUUUGUCUCCAGUCAGACUUUAUAGUCAACUAAGCACCUUUCCAUUUCACCAUUACCUCCCAACACUCGAUAAUACUCGACCUCUCCCAACCAAUUGUCAGGGAUCAUGGCGACCCGUCGCGCUCUACGCACCCUCAACCACCUCACUACCCGGCGCGCUCACUCUACUACCUCUGUCUCCGCCAAUGAGCUCUCCCAUUUUUCGGCGCUGGCCAGCAGCUGGUGGGAUCCUCAAGGCCCGUCGCGCGUGCUUCAUCUCAUGAACCCCCUUCGCCAUGACUUCAUCGCAUCCUGCCUAUCCGAAGCCCUUCCUCCUCCGUCUGCCUCCGCUUCCUCUUCGGCCUCCACCUCCUCAACCAUCCCCGCACCGAAUCCCAACACCCUGCGAUACCUCGACAUUGGCUGCGGCGGCGGCAUCUUCGCCGAAUCCCUCGCGCGGAGCAUCAGCGCCUCCCCGACCACCACUACUGCCACACCGACCCGCGCCGCCUCCAUCACAGCCAUCGACCCUUCGACCACGCUGAUCAAGAUCGCUCGCGACCACGCGCGCCUGGAUCCCAUGGUGGACGCGCACCUCCGCGCCGGCCGCUUCGAGUACAAGAACUGCACCUUGGAGGAUCUGAUCGCAUCAUUAUCAUCAUCAUCAUCGCAACAAGCCUCUCCUUCUCCUUCUUCUUCUUCUUCUUCUUCUUCUUCCUCCUCUCUCCCCAGCUCAUCUCCAUCUAUCUCUACCCCCAUCGUUACCGCUCCUGCUGCUCCUGCUCCUCAAAAAUACGACAUCGUCACCCUCUUUGAAGUCAUCGAACACAUCGAAUCCACCCCAUCGGCGGGGAUUUCGCCGCAAUCCUUCCUGACGGACUGCCUUCGACUCGUCCGGCCGGGUGGCUGGCUCAUCGGUUCGACGAUUGCCCGCACCUUCCCGUCGUGGCUGGUCAAUCAGGUGAUCGCCGAGGCACCCUGGCCGAUCGGGGUCGUGCCCCGCGGGACGCACGAGUGGCAGAAGUUUGUAAACCCGGAUGAGCUGGAAGGCUGGGUGCAGGAGGGUUUGAUGCGCGGGGCGGACGGAGUGGCCAAGGCGGGCGCUGCGGUGCUGGAUGGCAUGCGAUGGAAGUGUGUUGGAGUGGUGUAUGUCCCGGGGCUGGGGUGGAAAUUAGUGCCCGGGUCGGAGAGCUGGGGCAAUUAUUUCUGGGCGGUUCGCAAGGGGAUUUGAAGAUACUACGAGUGCAGAGGAGUGCCAAUUUAUAGGAAUCCUGCUUGGACUCAUGAUGUCAGGAUUUGAUAUGUGUGAUAGAUGGGGUCUAUCUAUGUAUGAUAUGUAUGAAUAAACUACUAGGGUUCACUCAUGCGACCUUU
Messenger RNA from Aspergillus saccharolyticus JOP 1030-1, 1418 nucleotides. RefSeq names its product 3-demethylubiquinone-9 3-methyltransferase. Gene Ontology annotation, biological process: ubiquinone biosynthetic process. The transcript is spliced from 2 exons. The record is from RefSeq and is a predicted model, not a curated record. Lineage: Eukaryota; Fungi; Ascomycota; Eurotiomycetes; Eurotiales; Aspergillaceae. Bases 172 to 1275 code for a protein of 367 amino acids. Gene Ontology annotation, molecular function: 2-methoxy-6-polyprenyl-1,4-benzoquinol methyltransferase activity.